Molecule: messenger RNA, 4284 nt
Organism: Cydia fagiglandana
Lineage: Eukaryota; Metazoa; Arthropoda; Insecta; Lepidoptera; Tortricidae
Exons: 7
Coding region: 173-868 (231 amino acids)
Biological process (GO): small GTPase-mediated signal transduction
Cellular component (GO): cytosol
Molecular function (GO): GTPase activity; GTP binding; protein kinase binding
Source: RefSeq, a predicted model, not a curated record
GAGCUCGGACGUGAAAAGACGUGUUGUCGAUUCUCCGAACGCUCCUCUCGCGUGUGCUUAAAAUCGCGAGUGUUUUAAUAUCCUCGAUUAAAUUUCUUUGAUUUUACUAGGUGAAGUUUUGAUAUGUGUUCAGUUUAGUGUUUGAAUACGUUGGAUUGUUUUUAAAGUGACAAUGUGGUCUGGCAAGAAGCCCGAGGGAGGCCCCGGGUCUCCCACCGAAGAGGAGAUCAAAGUGGUCUUGGUGGGAGACACGCAAUGCGGGAAGACCUCGCUGGUGCAGAGGUUCGUCUCCGACACAUUUAUUGAGGCGUACAGUCCGACGGGCUUCGAGAAAUACGGCUACACGUGUACAGUCGCCGAUUUCAGAGUCAACUUCUCCGUUUGGGACACGUCGGGAACAGCCUCGUACGACACGGUCAGGCCGCUGGCGUACCAGGACGCCAAGAUCUUCAUGCUAUGCUUCAACGUAGCCGAGCCAGAAUCACUCCACAAUGCUGCAGCCAAGUGGUACAGAGAAGUUCGUACGCACGGCGGUUCAGCUCCUGUACUCCUCUGCGGCUGCAAAGCUGACCUUCGACACGACAAAGAGACCCUGACCAUGCUGUCCAAGCUUAAAGCACACCCUGUCACAAGCGAAGAGGCAUUAGGCGUAGCGAGACAGCUUGGAGCCACGACUUAUGUGGAGACCUCGGCGCGAGCGUCCAGCAAAGGCGUCAAAGAUGCCUUCGAAGUGGCCGCCUUUGCCGCGCUGGGGAAACUGAACAAACAGCAAAUGAAACAACAAGUGAGUCAAGUGGGCCGCAGCAAAAGCAAGCGCGACCUGAAGGCAGAGCUGAAGGGGCGCGCCAAGAGCUGCUGCGUCAUGUGAUCCGGGGCCGGCCACCCCUCGCGGUGGCCGCACGACGUCUAAGCCAUCGCGAACGCUUCUAGAUAAAGCCUAAGCGCCGUUAGGAAGAAAAAAGCUGCAAAGUUAAGCGCCGUUAGGACGAAUUCAGACGAUAGAGAGCUGCAAAAUGUUUAAAAAAUGUGGUCAUAACUUUUGCCCAAGACGUCUUGAGUACUCUUGAGCAUUCGUACGCAGGUCUAAGCGCCAAAUGCGAAGAAUUCAAACGUUAAAUAGCUGGAAAAUAGCAAAAAAACGAGGCCAUGAUUUCUUGAUACAUAUGUAAAAUUCUAGAAGAUCGAGGCUAUUGCUUUUUUCCAAAGCCUGGGUCUUGAGCAUUUUUGACUGACGGUGAGUCGGUGACAUCGUCAUUCUUGGUCUGAUCAGUGAUGUUAAUAACCUUUCCUGAUGCUAUCAAAAUCUUUGUUUGAAAUGUUGGCUCACAAAUUAAAUUUUAACGUGUGAAAACUUAAGUUUGACUUUGAUAUUUCAAGUUUGGAAUGUAAAUUAGGUAAUUUAAGAAUUCAAUGUAUAAAGUUAGUUAAGUAUUGGCGUUUGCCGUUUCGACGAUUGGAUGGACUUCCUUGAGAAAUAUCAGUGAAACGAAGGUGCAAUCUAAGAAGCUAUUUGGGAGUAAAAGGAGCCUGUGAUAAUCUAUAAUAGGAAAUUCGUAAACGAAACUCUGUAGGAGGAACAAUUAUAUCGUGGGCGCUUAAACCAUAUUUUUAGUGUGCUUAAAGUUAAGGUUAAGCGACGACGAUAGUCGUUCUCUUCUCGAAAAGAGUCGAAGAAAUUUUAAUAGGAUGGUUUGAGGCACAUAGGCGCUUUGUCAGUGAAAUUAAAAAAAGUAGAAUCCUGUCUAAAAAGUGUUUUUCUAGAUAUGAGACACAUUCGUUUUGUCGCUUAGAGGUUUUGUGUACCUCAACGUUGUUGGAGCGGAGAAAAAAUCUAAAGCGUCAAAAUAAUGCAAAGUACCUCUUGCCUAGCAAUGUCACGUGAAUUAUGUAAUAUGUAAAUAUACGAACGGUUAAAGUGUUGAACGCAAAAUACCUAGUUCGUAAAACUUGUUUAAAUCAAAAAGGUACUGAAAUUUUAUUUAAAUGUCAUAGAAAAGCGACAGCGUAAUAUUCUAAUGAAAAAUGUAAAAAGAUAAUAUGUAACGGAAAAUAAGUGUUUUCAUAUACAAUAAAUAUAGAUAAAAUACUUAGUGUUUUUCUAUUAUAACUAGCAUUUUCAAAUUGGUGUAUAGCUAUAAAAAUUACGAGUUAUAUUUUUUUUUUGUAGGACCAACGUUUUAUGCGCUGUAUAAUAAAUUGGUAGAAAUCCUCCUAAGGCCCAGCCAUACAAAAGAAAAAUCCAGAAUUGGCCACUGAAAUUUGACCCUUUAGUGCAGGGAAUAAAGUUGAUUUUGGUUUUGUUUUAAAAUUGAACGACACAAAACAAAUGCGACUCUGUUCCAAUUGAAUAUGAUUUAAAUUUCAUCGAACUGAAUAAGUACUAUAGGUAGGACCUUGGGCCUUAGGAGGAUAUUAAAUGUGGUUGUUUGUCGAUGCGAAGCGUUUUCUUAUAGUUUGUGAUAUACAUACGUAAAAUAAUUAAAAUUAUGAUGCACAAUGAUGGACAAUACAAUUAAAUGAUGGUCCAGGUGUAGGUAACCACGUCCAUGUUUGCUACGUUAGAUUUUGUACCGUAACGAUGUUAAAUUUAGUCUUUGAUGCCUGCGACUCAGUGCAUUUCAGAUUUUUUAUUUGUUGAUUUAAUAUUUUGUGUAAAUAAACCUCAGUCAUAGCCUCAACAAAUACUUCUUCUUCUUCUUUUAUAAUUUUAAUAUGUUUGUCGUAAUUGAAUGUACCUUACCUACUCGUAUGCAUGCAAAAUAGGCAUACUACAAUAACAUUUUUACUAAAGCAAAAAAAUGUGUUAAGUGACAAAAUAAGUGUGGAAAAUGCCUGUUUUUAGAUCUAAUGACAAGCUAUCGACAUAGCUACAAUGAAAAAAAGAAUUUUCAAUAAUUAUAAUUUUAUUUAAGUAAACUUUAGCCCUGAUCGUUAUUACUUUUGUUUUGAUUAUUUUUCAUGUAGUUAGUCGAUAACAAGCUUUAAAUUCAAUGUUAGCUUUAAUUACUGGGUAAUGUUAUGUAUACCUAUUUAAAUAUAGUUGUAUCGAGGAUAUUGCUUUUUUAACUUAAUCAUAGUUUUCAUUAGAUGGUUCUUUAAUUGUUAAAAUAUUUACAUAUCACAAUACAGCUACAUUCUUAAAUAUUAAGUUUAUCGUUUUUAAAUUUCUCGUCCCUAUAACGUCGCAAAUCGCAACAUGACAAAAUGGUUUAAAAGACAUUUUACAGUUACUGAUAAGUGAUAAGUAAUAUCAAAAGUUUAUCCGAUCACAGUUAGGCGCCAAUAAAUCAAAUAACUUAAAUAUUCGUCCAAUUUUAAAUUAACAAUUCUUUUAAGCGCCAUUUUUAUAGUAUAUUAAAUAACGUCGCUUAAACCAUUUUGGAUUUCUUGUACGAUUGAAAUUUCAAUGCAAUCUAGUACUAAACUCUUCACUAAAUUUUCAGAAACAUAGGGUUACUUUAGCUAACGGUUUAACCGUUGCGUUUAAAAAUAAAAUUAUAUAACAUCAAUUUUAAUAAAGUUAUAUAAAAAACAAAUUUGCCUUAGGCCUUGCUAAUUGUUUGGUAACAAUCUUCGUGUAAUUUAAAUUCUUAUAUUUUUAGAUAGAAUUCAAUAUAAGUUAUUAAUGUUAUUAUAAUAUAUCUAUAAUUUAUAUAAAGUUAGUUUAAUAUACUAAUAGAGCGGUGAUCAUAGUGUACAAUACGAAUUGUGUCGGGUCUCGGAAAAGGCACGUUUGGGUGAUUGUAUUAAUUAUCAUAUUUAAGACCCUUAUGGUCUUAUUCUACCCUAAAGUACCUUUUUCUAUGGUACGUCACAAUCACGUAGUUUGAAAUAAUGAUGUGCCGUCGCAAAUUGUUCCUAAAAUUGCGAAAUAACCACAUUAAAAAAUCUCGGAAAAUCUCAUAUUAGGGAAUAAAUUUUCGGUUUCUAAAUAGAAAGUUUCCUUAUUUCCUAUAACAUUUCUGAAAAUAUUUCCAACUUUUUUGAAACUUUCCACAACUUGAACAACUGUAGUUUUAACAGUAUUGUAACAGUACGAAAGCUCUAAUAUAUUGCUGACUGUACCCCUAACCCCUAGUAAUAUACCUAUGGCGUCAUAUUGGAUGCGGAUGCACACCGCUCAUGUGUGCGAGCAGGACACCGCUGUACACUUGCAUAGCGCUGUCUUGCUCACACACCGAAGCGUCUCUUAAUGUACACAAGUUUUAUAUUUUAACAGUUGUUGGAACUCUGCUACUUUGGAUGUUGUCUCUAGACUAUCAAAUAUAGCGUUCAGUGUUUUUG